GUACUUCCAUUACCAUACCAUGUGUGCCAAAACUCAAAUCGAGCGGACAUGUGGGAUAAACAGUAGGUGAUGGCGCCCCAGUUCCCUUAUGAAUUUAGUGACAAAAAACAACAGAAAUGAUUCAGUUUUGCAAUCUUUAAGUACUGAUAAGGAAAAGUUCGGUAAAAAAUAUUUAAGAUCUAGAUCUCUAAAUAACAAUUGGAGCACUGUCGUCACAAUCGUCUUGAUCGAGGCCAAAAAUAUUUCCACAUUAAUCGAUGAUGGAACACCUCGUAGUCUUUAUUGUAAAUUAAGAUUGGGCUUAGAGUCAUAUAAAUCGAAAAGCUCUCCAAACAUAGAGCAUCCGGAAUGGCGGGAAACUUUAAAAAUGCAUCUCUACCACGACCAUUUACUACAUAUUUCGCUACAGGAUCGCGGCAAACAGAAGAAUUCUUUUGGCAGUUGUGUACUAGAUUUAUCAAAAUUCGAAAAGGAAACAACCCAUGAACUGUGGAUAGAGUUGGAUGAUGGGCCGGGCAAGGUUCACCUGUCUAUAACGAUGUGCACGGUUCGCUCUGUGGAAGGGCCUAGUGAAUGUAUGUGUAACUUCAACAGAUAUAAAGAUAAAUAUAAAUUAUCUAACAUAGACACAGAUUUGAAUGAAAUAGGGGUAUUACAUGUGAAACUGAUCGGAGCAAGGGGAUUGGGCUCCAAGCCUAGUGCUUAUUGCACACUUCAGCUGGAUAAUCAAAAGGUGCAGACGCAUAAAGCUGGUAAUAAUGUUGAAAUUGUAUGGAACAGAUGUUAUAUGUUCAAAGUGCACGACGUAACAUCGACACUCGACCUCAAAGUGUACGAGAGUUCCCUAGCGAAUGCGCUCCUCAACGAGCCGCUGGGGAAGGUCUCGGUCCCUUUGUUGCGCGUCUCGAGCGGCGAGAGGCGCUGGUACGCGCUCAAGGACCGCAAUAAGAGGAACAGCGCUAGAGGCCACUUCCCCCGGCUGCUGUUGCAAAUGUCACUGGUCUUUCACCCAGUAAAAGCGACGAUAAAACUGUUCCAACCCAAAGAGGAAAAACACAUAAAGAAGGGUAUAAAAUUUGAUAUAGCACUUCUUUAUAGCAACGUCGUGUUCGUGUCCAAUGUAUUCAACGCAUUGAGCGAUGUUAAUGAAUUUUAUAAGCGGGUGUUCGAGUGGGACGAUCAAGAAUUUUCGUUUUUCGUGCUAUUGGGUUGGAUUAUGUUCUGCUAUUACAUACAAAUUUGGCUUAUACCACUUUUACUGUUGCUGCCAUUCGCGUGGCACUGGCUUUGGAACCGACAUCAAGAAAAUGUGACUGCAGCCCGCGACAGCACAUCAGACGAAAAUGUCGAUGUUAAUAAUAAUGUUAAGGACGAAAGUGACAAAGGUCUCAUGAGUCGUCUGAAGAUCAACGAUCUGCAACAGGUGAGCGUCACGGUCACCAGGGGCAUUGAGAUGAUCGCAUCUUACUCGGAGAGGGCUUAUAAUUUAAUUAGUUUCAAAGUGCCAUUCAUGAGUUAUGUGGCUAUGAUUCUUCUUAUCAUCGCAUCUAUAGGACUGUAUGUGAUACCAUUCAACUAUAUAAUGAUGUCAUUUGGUAUAUUUAAAUUCACAAGGAAAUACAUAAACCCAAAUCGAGUGUUAAAUAACGAUAUAUUAGACUUCUUCUCGAGAAUACCUGACGACGCAAUAUUGAAAGAUUGGAAGGAGUUACACGUACCGAAGCCUGACGAAGAGGUGAAUACUAAGUAUCUGGCAAGAUCCGUCAGCACCUCAAUUUGAGGCAAGGCACAGGCGCACUAUGAUAUCCCAUACAUUUUAUAUAAAUACAGUUAUAUUACCUACAAUCACAUUUUAUUACAUCUACAGUGACCAUACACGUUGCGUCCUUAAAUAAUAUUGAGCAAUUGUUCACCACUAAAUAGAUAAAUUCGUUAUUUUAAUAUCACAGUAAUACUUAAACGUACUUGUACAGGAUUUGAACAUCGAUCGUACUACGAGCUUUACAAAUAGCGGAAAUUAAUAGUAUAAUAUAGCAGCGAUUCACAGUUAUUCUACGUUUCUUUUUAUAGGCAUGAAUUCAUCCGAGAAGACACAGUGUGUGUAAAGACAUACUGAAACUUCAUGAAACAUUGAUAAUUUGACAAAAAAAAUUAAAAGUAUUAUACGGAAAUAACAUCGACAGUCAUUUUCACAAACACAUUAAUAGCUAGUUAAAUAGACGAAAAUUGCCUGAUAGUGUCAUUACUUUAAUGCAAUCAUUAAAUAGUAAUAAAAGCAAUAAACAUUUACAUUUUGAUGAUAAUAUUACGUUACGAGAUGUUAUCAAACAUGCUAACGAUCUCGGUCUAGCAUUAUAUGACAUUUUGUAUGUACGUAAUAACGUAACAGAAGAUAUAACAGUGAUUUUAACAGUGAACAUAUUUAUCACAUCUAGCAGCGUGUAUGGUUCACACAAUCCGUCCAAUUCCUCUAUGGCACUACGAAAUGUAGGAAGGGAAUGAACUUCGUAUAAAUGCAGGCACAGAUAAUG
Messenger RNA from Zerene cesonia (dogface butterfly), 2531 nucleotides. RefSeq names its product multiple C2 and transmembrane domain-containing protein-like. The record is from RefSeq and is a predicted model, not a curated record. Gene Ontology annotation, molecular function: calcium ion binding. Gene Ontology annotation, cellular component: synaptic vesicle membrane. Gene Ontology annotation, biological process: regulation of neurotransmitter secretion. The transcript has 14 exons. Lineage: Eukaryota; Metazoa; Arthropoda; Insecta; Lepidoptera; Pieridae. The coding region runs from base 89 to 1780 and encodes 563 amino acids.